AUGGCCAUGACAGUUGGGGAGGUAGUGUCGUUCUGGGCACCGCUGCUCCUGCUACAUCUGCCCUCUACCCAGACCGUCAUCCUCUCUCUGCCUUUCCAAACCGUGCAACAAUGCACCAAGCGAGAGUAUUUUGACAUUUCCCGAAUGGUGUGCAGGCCGUGUGGCGCCGACCAGCAGUCAGGUAGCGAUGGUACAUCAUGUGUGUGUCUUCCUGGUUAUAAAUUAGUCUCGAACAAUGGUGGCCCUUUCAUUGAAUGUAAAAAAUGCCCCAUGGUAUAUUCAGCAGUCACCCACGAUGGAUGGAGCUGUAUUAGAUGUCCCCCAGGUGCCAGUGUAGACAAUCAUGGAAAAUGUCAGUGUCUACCAGGAUACAUCCUGGUGGAAAGGCAUAUUAAUGGACCACCAUUAAAAGAAGCAAAGUGUGAGCCGUGUUAUAAUACUGCCCCAUCUUUCUCUACGCCAGACGUUUCUGCAAAACUCUGCAUCAGAUGUCAUGAAACAUUCAUCAAUGCCACACACUCUUGUGAUUGCCAGUCAAACAUUCUGACUGGAGGAUUGUGUUUUCAUGCUGAUCCAAAAACCUUGAGUUCUUCAGUUAUUACAAAUAUUAUCUAUAGAAAGAAUUUAAUAGUGUCAUCUGCCUGGUUUGCCAACAACUUGAAAGCAUCAGCUAUUUCGUGUUUGAGAUUUGCAAAUCUGACUGCUUGCCAGGUUUUGGGAAACAUGUGUGUCAUGACAAUGAAUUCAAUAAACAUUGAAGCACCACCUAAUGAUGCUUGUGGACUUUUUCAAACAAUACAUAAAAAUACUGUACACCUUGGAAUUACCCAUUCAGUAUCUUCUUGGCGUAGGAAUCUGCCCUGGUUGUACUAUGAAGGCCACACAGAUGGUUUAGCACCCAGAACUUUUCAUCAAGAUCCAUUUCCAACAGUAUUUUAUUUCAAGACAUUUCAACGUAUGGAACUACAGUUUAUUAUUGCCAAAUUUGAUGCACGUGGCUAUUUUCUUGAUUGGGAAAAAGUAACUGGAAGCACUCUACAGUUGUGCCCAGAUACCAUGGCUAAACUGAAUGCUGCGUAUGUCUUUGGAAUUACGUAUCAGCAACAAUGUAUAAUUCCUGUUUCCAAGCUUUUAUCUGAUUACGAUGACAUUCAAUUUUAUGACUUAUACAUGCUUUACGAAGGGGAAGAUGGCGAGGAUAAACUUCAUCCUAUUGCAGUUCGUAACUUAAAUUUUCAAUAUAAUGGACAAUUUGUUAACCAAGUUAAUACAGAGAAUAACUGGCGUUUUACUAGACGUAUUUUCUUGGUGGAUACUUUAUCUGGUCGUGAAACUAACCUAAAGAACCAACCAAAGGUGAUUAGAGUUGCUAACAGUAUAAAAAUCAGGGUCAAUCUUGUGCCUAACACUGUACAAGGAAAUAUCUAUCCUCCUACUCUGAUUGUCUCCUACAAAAGUAUUAAGAUCCAAGAUCCAGAUCAACAGUCUGUUUCAAUAUCUUUUUCAGUUGAAUAUGAAAUGGACUUGUCAUCAGCUUAUCAGAAUACAGAGAUCGCAUUGGGUUUCCUGUGUGGCUUAUCAGUGAUAUGCUCUGUUUUGAAGACAGCCAGUUGGAGAAGACGAGUUGGAUAUCAAAUGAUUGACGUUCCAACAAUCUUGAAGUUCUUGCUGUUUUAUGCUGGAGACUUGGCGAAUGCCUUCUUUGUUGUGUUAUUUGGAACAGGCCUUUACUGGCUUAUAUUUUUCAAGGGUCAACGGAUUGCUUCUGUUUUUCUGCCCACACCUAGCCAAGAAAGACACUUUAUUGCUUCUGUGGUCAGUGCAUUUGCCCUAAAGUUUAUUCAGCUUUUACAUCAACUGGGAAUACAGUUAACUAUGGAUAUCUUUUUCAUUGACUGGGAAAGACCCAAGGGUAAAAUUGUUAAGUCCAUUGCAGGUGGAGGUGAUAUAAAGACUGCCCCAGCUCCUGUGAGCAUUUGGAGGACGUACUUUGUCGCAAAUGAAUGGAAUAACAUCCAAACAAUCAGAAAAACUAAUCCUAUUUUUCAACUUAUUACUGUUAUUUUCUUUUUGAAAGUUGUUGGUUUUGAAAAUCUAACUUCAAUGGAUCCUUAUUCUCAAUUAAAAAGAACUCCUGAGAGCGAUGUUGUACCAUCAAGCCGUGUACUGAGAUUUGGCAUGGCUAGCAGCAUUUGGUUGACAGUUGGUCUCAUUCAGAUGGUAUUCUGCACUGCUAUUUAUGAACGAUUUGUAGAAGAUAGAAUAAGUCAAUUUAUUGAUGUAUGUUCAAUAAGUAACAUAUCUGUGAUAAUUUUCUCACACAGAUGUUUUGGAUACUAUAUCCAUGGGAGGUCUGUGCAUGGACAUGCAGACACCAACAUGGAGGAAAUGAACCUUAAUCUAAAGAGAGAGGCGGAAAACCUGUGCAGUCAAAGAGGCUUGAUUCCGAACACUGACAUUGAGACAUUUGAGAUAUUCAUCACAAACAAGUUUAGAGAGCAAUAUGACAAGAUUCGAGAGCCAUUACAUUGGAGAAGUGAAUCUGACCGCCUCUUGAAUCAAACCAGUGAUUUAUUUGAACGUAGAUUGAAGGCUUAUAAUACCACUAAUAAAUUUCUUAGUUCAUUCAUUGAUCAUGCGAUUCGUGACAUGGAUUACAUUGUACAGGAUAAACUAUUAUUGGAAAGAAUAAUUGAAAUGGAGCUACAUGAGCCUAUAGACAAAACCAUUUUCUACAACGAUGAAAAGCUUUCAUUCGCUGAAGUUCUGUACUAUGGCAAUGAAAGCGCACUGAUUAUUUUUGAUGUGCUGUUUUUCUGUAUGGUGGACCUUGCUACUCAAAGUUUCAUUUUUGCUGCUUUUCUAACUUAUGUACAACAAAAGGUUAUUCAGUUUAUUCGUCUUGCAGUAGGACGCAAGAAUUUAGCUGCAAAAACGCUGAUUGAUGAAAGAUUCCUUCUCUGAAAUGAAAAUGAGUUUAUUAGGAGGACAGACUGUCCAAGUGGAACUCUAGUACUAAAGAUUCUAAUGUUCUUGGACUUGUUUUGCACUAAACAAAAACAAUCCUAUUACUAUUGUGUUCCUUUGCUGUGGGUACAAAUUGUUCCAAUAGUCUUUACUGUGUUGUGUUGUCUAAUGUUUUAGGUGAGUUUGUCAUUUGACAACUAACAUACAUCUAAAUAUUCAGUUUUUUCCCCUUCCUUUAUUUUUUCUGCAUUUGCAUUGCGAAGUAAUGUGCUUUCAACAAAUGAAUUAGUUAGUAACUUCGGCUGAGCAAUGUUAUUCUGUAUCUUCGUUAGAAUUUAUUGG
Molecule: messenger RNA, 3309 nt
Organism: Chiloscyllium plagiosum (whitespotted bambooshark)
Lineage: Eukaryota; Metazoa; Chordata; Chondrichthyes; Orectolobiformes; Hemiscylliidae
Source: RefSeq, a predicted model, not a curated record